AAAAUCAUCUAAAAUUUAUAACUUUGCUGAAGUUCGUUUGUAGAACUUUUUUACAUCAACUCAACAAUGAUAUUACAGGAUAAGGACAUGUGAUUUAUUCAAUCAGCAAUAUAACUGACCAGUAUCUAAGCUGAUUAAACACUUUAACAAGAUAAUCUUAAUCUAAGCCAAAAAAAAAAUCCCAAAUUAAAAACCUUAAUUUCAAAAAUAAAAAAAUAAAGUUCAACAACUGUGAACCUUGAACUGUCUCUGCUCUUCUCUCUCGAGGAUGAUGAGGUGGAUUUCUAGAUGUGGCACCCCGAGAAGAAGAUGCAUACGGCUAAGGGAAGGAGUAGAAACAGCAGAAGCAGCGACAACAGCGCGUGACGAAGGAGCAGCGGAACGAGCGGCGUGGACGGUUAGUUGCGGAAGUAGUUGUCUCCAUUGAGAUGAAGCGAAACGAAGCAAGGUUGACCAAGGAAGAAAAGAGAAUUGUGAUAGUGAUGAAGAAAAAGAGAAGUCUGGGCCAGAAGUGUUGAAGGCCCAAACGCAGCCUAGAAAAGACGAAGUCCGAGGUGAAGUUGAGGUUGUUGCUUGUAAAUGGCUCCUUCGUUGUCAUUUUGGGAAUACACGGUGAUCUUCUUUCUGCGCCCCCUUUUCGCCAUUGUCUUCGUUCUCUUCUUAAUAUCUUCUGGUUGGUUUGUGGCAUGGAAACUGGUGCUGGUUCACGUUCCUUUGGUGCAAGAGGUUUUCGGCCUCAAAAAGAAACCUGUUCGAGUGAAGCCCCAAAUUGGUCGCUUCUCCAAAAUUUACAGCACUCUUCAUGCCCAAAACUCACCUCCCACAAGAUAAUACUGAAUGCAAAGGUGUUUGACUGUUAACGCCAUUGAAGCAGAUGAAUUGCUUAAGUAUAAAAGUCUACCAUCAAGUUUGUGGAUUCAUUUGAGUAAGGAUCUCUCCCAUACGUAAGUGUGUGAAAUAAAAGGGAAUGUCAUAAUUAAAUUUAAGUUAGGAUUAUGUUAUAUUAUUUAAAUUAUUAUAUGAUGUAUAAUGAGAACACCCAACAUUGUUUAACAAAGAAAGAAAGUUAACAUUGUCUGAA
This is a messenger RNA of Vigna radiata var. radiata (mung bean), 1081 nucleotides long. RefSeq lists its product as uncharacterized. The transcript has 4 exons. NCBI's taxonomy places the organism in Eukaryota, Viridiplantae, Streptophyta, Magnoliopsida, Fabales, Fabaceae. Bases 580 to 831 code for a protein of 83 amino acids. The record is from RefSeq and is a predicted model, not a curated record.